Ascoidea rubescens DSM 1968 is the source of this 1467-nucleotide messenger RNA. RefSeq lists its product as uncharacterized. The record is from RefSeq and is a predicted model, not a curated record. The coding region runs from base 1 to 1467 and encodes 488 amino acids. NCBI's taxonomy places the organism in Eukaryota, Fungi, Ascomycota, Saccharomycetes, Ascoideales, Ascoideaceae. The transcript has a single exon.
AUGUUCCUUAGAUCUGUGCUUUCGGUGUUGUGCCUAUCGUUGGCAAAGGUAUUUGCUGAUUCAAGUGAUCUUUACAUAUAUUCUGAUUCCGAUUCUGAUUCCUUAGUCUUAGGUGUCGUUAAUAACGCUUUGGUCCUAGGCUCUGACAUCGAUUCAAUAACUGUUAUAAUUAAAGACGAUGGUUCUGCUGCAAUCAAAAAUUCCAAUGCUUAUCUUGCUGUCAACAGUGAUAACCAAUUAACUCUUUCUGGAUCACCUUCAUCGACAGGUUUUUACAUUUCUGACUCCUCUCUUUUUUACAACACAUAUGGCUCUUUUUAUAUCUGUCAGCUAGAUGACUAUUAUGCAAUCUAUUCUGAUGAUGAUGGAAUAUGUUCAGAUCCCACUUCUGUUAAAUUGGUACCAAAAUCUUCUUCCGGCUCGACAAUCUCUUCAUACACUCCAGAUGACAGUUUUGCUACUACAAUUACCUCUACUGCAAUUGCCUCCACCACAGCUAUUGUUGUACCUACUGCUAGCGACGACGAUGAUGAUAACAGUGAGAGCAUAACAACACAAACUCUUUAUUCUACAAGAACUGUCGAUGGUUCAGUUGUUCCUGUUUCUACCAUCACUGGCGGUGUCUCUACUUUAAUUUCCUCGAGUUAUGUUACUUCAACUCUUACCACAACUCUUUUAGUUCCUGUCACUUCAACCUUCACUUCAAAGGGCAAGGAUACUCUUCUUGUUGUUACCACUUAUACUGAAACUGUUGAAACCACUUCAUGUGUCACAUAUCUUGAAACUUCUAUGAUUGUUUCAACUGUCUCUACUGAAACUAUUACUCGUAAAUCAUGUCUUGAAGGUGAUUGUUUAAGAGUGAAAACUUCCACUUACAUCGCUGUUGUUGAUCCUACUAGCUCACCACUGUUCUCAAGUUUUAACACUUCAUCUUCAUCCAAAUCCCUGUCCAAGUCUUCCACCAAGUCUUCCUCCUCAAUUAAACCAUCAUCAACUUAUUCAAACUCCUCAUCAAGCGAUUGCUCUUGCAGCUUUACUGAAACUGAACUUGUUAUCGUCGCUCCAUCCGGAUUUUCUAUUGAAUUUGAAACAACUGAUGAUCAAUUUACCUUUACUACAACUUCUAAAAGUACUUCUGAGGGAUUUUUUGCUACAAAGACAACUACAACUGGAUCUGGGUUUUUCGUUGAUUCCACUGAUGCAUCUGAUUCUAAUGAUUCUAACGAUUCUAGCGAUUCAACUGAUUCAACACAGUCCGGUGUGUUUUUUGAUAUUGAAACUCAAUCUGGUGAAAGUGGUUAUUUAUUUACAACUUUACAAACCUCUGCUAGAUCUACUUCGGGUGCCUUGGAUCUGGAUUCAACUACUACUGCUCAAGGUUUUGUUGCUUUUGAAGACUCUGCUUUAUCCUUAUCAAAAUCUUCAUUCCUAUACUUAUUAGUUUUCAUUCCCUUGAUGCUUUUUUAA